AUGGAGGAUUCCAUAGAAGAGGAUACAGAAAUGACUGACCGAUUCACUCAGCUGAGGCCUCUGGAUGUGAAGCUGUCAACGUCGAGCACCUUCCACGGGUCUUGCAUAAUCAAUUUGGGGAACACCAUCGUUAAAUGCUUGGUUAACUUGCCUAAAGUGUCCGCAAAGAAGGCCGCCUCAGACUUCGGCCAAUUCACCCUAGAGGUGACCUCAAACGACUCGUUUCACACCCAGAAAGACUUGGAAACUCUGAAAACACAGAUUCUGGAAACUUUUGAAAAGCACAUCAUAAUGGACAACUAUCCCUGUCAAAUUAUAGAGGCAUAUGUCAUUAUUUCAAACGACGACGGUGGCCUUUUGCCUACCGUCCUGAUGGGAAUGUGUUUAGCAUUGAUAGACUGUGGCAUUCAUGUAUACGAUGUGAUCGCAGCUUGUUCAGUGUGUGUUUUCAAAGAUCGGAAUCAGCAACUAACUGUCGCUCUCGACCUAACAAGGGAGGAGGAGGAAUAUUAUAAAUCAUUGGACCCUGACCUAACAGUGGUGAACCUGGGAUUGUGUUCACAAUUAAAGACAAUUGCAUUGUUAUAUUCAAAGGGAUGCUAUAUAGGAGAGUCUCUAAAGGACGCGCUGGACGUGGCUAAGGAGGCCUGUAGCUUACUUUCGGGGGAAUUGUUUAAAGUUUUAAGGAGCAGUCACAUUUGGAAGGCUGAAAGUUCAAAUUUUGUACUGCAAACAGAUUAUAUACAGCCGAGUGUUGAUGUAAAUCCAAUAAUGUAG
Messenger RNA from Theileria orientalis strain Shintoku, 777 nucleotides. RefSeq names its product 3' exonuclease, exosome component. The record is from RefSeq and is a predicted model, not a curated record. Gene Ontology annotation, cellular component: cytoplasmic exosome (RNase complex); nuclear exosome (RNase complex); nucleolus. Lineage: Eukaryota; Apicomplexa; Aconoidasida; Piroplasmida; Theileriidae. Gene Ontology annotation, biological process: rRNA catabolic process; U4 snRNA 3'-end processing; poly(A)-dependent snoRNA 3'-end processing. Bases 1 to 777 code for a protein of 258 amino acids. The transcript is spliced from 5 exons.